AUGGAUGCUAACGAGGCGACUCAGAACGCGGAUGGAGGAGCAAUGACUCGUGCCGCUGAUCAAGACAGUGACGUGAAUGUCAACUCUCAGGGAGCUAUUCCAGUGGAAGGCACAGAGACAAUUGCAGACGGAGACGGCACGGGAGAUCGAGCGGGAGAAGAGGUUAAGGAAACAGAUUGUCAAGCGAAGCAGCCGAAGGGAAGAGGAAGACCACGGAAGGUGGCGAAGGCUGCUCCUGCACGGGCUCGAUCGACUGCUGCACCUGAAGAGGUAGCAGCUGAAGCUGCUGACGAAGCUGCUUUUGCCGAGGAGGCAGCAGGCGGAGUUAACACGAAGGAAGUGGAGGAAGUGGAGGGGGUGGGAGACGUACAGGAGGUGGAGGAGGAUGUGGGAGACGAGAAGCAGAAAGAGGACGCAGCAGAAACUGGUUCUACCGCUGACGUGGAAGCUUCGGCUGCAGCAGCAGGCAAGCGCGGAGGUGCAAGAGGGCGCCGAGGCAAGAAGGCAGCAGUUUCCGAAGCUGUUGACGAGGCUAGAGAGACUGUGCCAGUUGUGGAGAGGCGAGCCACUCGAGCCUCGGCCAGAGCUGCUGCUGCUGCUGGCGGUGCUGGCGGUGCUGGUGGUGCGCCUGCUGCUGCGCAGCUGCCGCCUCUACCUCGCCGGGGACGGCCGAGGAAGGCUCAGAAGCAAACGGACGAGCCAGAACCCGCUGAAGCUCCCCUGCCCGUUAAUCCGGCUCCAGUGAAAGCUCCAGCAGAGAAGAGGGCGACGAGAGGCAGAAAGAGAGCAACUGGGAGUGAAGCAGGCAGCAGCAGCAGCAGUGGUUUGGACGCAGUUACAGUGCCUGCAGACGCACCUGAUCACGUGGGUGUUUCUCCCGAGAAGGAAGUCAAGGCGGUCGUUGUGGCCGUUAGCACUGGUGAUGCUUCUGAAUCUUCCUCCCCUGAACGAGUGGGUGGAGCGUCGGCUGCUGCUGUUUCUGAGGGUGGUGGUGAUGAUAAGACCGUUGGUUCAUCCGCUGACUUGGCACUGGAACCAGCUGGCCAAAUGGCCUCUGACGCAGAGGGUGAGAAGGAAGAGGAGGAAGUAAAGGAAGAAGAGGGAGUGAAGGAGGGGCAAGAAGGGAAGGAGGAGGAGGAGGAAAUGGAGGAAGAGGAGGAAUUGGAGGAAGGGAAGGGAGCGGACGACGGUAUGGAGGUUGCUGAUGACACGGAGGAAGAUGGCCUCGAGGUGACAGGAGCCAUUCUGCAUGCGGAGCCUGAGGACCUAAAGGAAGCAGCAGUGGGUGACGAUGAACCCGCGACUGUGCCGCAAGCAUCGGAUGUUGGUGUGGAGUUGUCAGCAGCCACUCUACCAGUGCCGCUCGGGGAAGUUGCGGCGGCGGCUGCGGUUGUUGGGGAGGGUGAAGUGGAGACUGUAAUGGAAGUGCAGGCGAACGAGGAUGCAGGAGUCGCAGCUUCUGCACCGGUGCAAGCACCUGAAGGGACGGAAGUCACGGAAGGCAUGGAAGCCGCAAAAUGCCAAGCGGGUGCUGCUUAUUGUGAGGGGAAGAGGACUGCGCGUGAUGAUGAGCUGGGAGUGCUGCCGACGGGAGAUUCUGGCGUGGUAACUAAGCCACGGAGGGACGCGAGUGCUGGAGUUCCAAGGGAGGGUGCUGUAGCUGGUUCACUGGAACAGGCUGCAGUGCCAGGGGAGGUUUUCGACGGGACAAAGGAAUCUGUAGCAGGAGUGGACGAGGAGGAGAGGACGGAGGAGAAGGCGGCGGAGGAAGGAGAGGAGAAGGAAGAAGAGGAAACCGAAGAGAAGGAGGAAGAGGAGGAGGGGAAGGAGGAGCGGAAGGAGGAAAUAGAGGAAGGGGAGGAUGAAGUAGAGGAAGGGGAGGAAGUGGAGGAGGGGGAGGAGGAAAUAGAGGAGGGUGAGGAAGUGGAGGAGGGGGAGGAGGAAAUAGAGGAGGGUGCGGAAGUGGAGGAGGGGGAGGAGGAAAUAGAGGAGGGUGAGGAAGUGGAGGAGGGGGAGGAGGAAAUAGAGGAGGGUGAGGAAGUGGAGGAGGGGGAGGAGGAAAUAGAGGAGGGUGAGGAAGUGGAGGAGGGGGAGGAGGAAAUAGAGGAGGGUGAGGAAGUGGAGGAGGGGGAGGAGGAAAUAGAGGAGGGUGAGGAAGUGGAGGAGGGGGAGGAGGAAAUAGAGGAGGGUGAGGAAGUGGAGGAGGCGGAUGCGUUGGGGAAGGAAGAGGAGGAAGUGGAAGCAAGGGAGGCUGUAAGCAUGGAGGUAGACAUGGGGAUUGACGGUAGUACGGCAGCAGAGGGUGUGAUGGAGGAGGAAGUGGUGUUGGGAAUAGCUGGAGGCGAGGAGGACAGUCCUGGAAGGACAGAGAUUGCUGAACCCGCUGCUGAUGCUGCUGUUCUGGAAACGCCUGAAGCUGACGCCAGCCUGUUGGAAUCUCCUGAGCCCCAGGAAGCUGCGAGAGACUCUGCUUCUCCACAGGCGGGCUUCUUGGUGGCCGAGGACAUUGAUGAGGAGACGAGGGAAGAUGGAGGAGGUGGUGAUGGAGAGAGCGAGGCUGAAGACAUGGAGAUUGAGGAAGAGGAGGCGGAGGAGGAAGAGGAGAUUGAGGAGGAAGAUGGGGCGGAGGCGGAAGAUGGGGCGGAGGCGGAAGAUGGGGCGAAGGCGGAAGUGGGGGCGGAGGACGAAGAUGGGCCGGAGGAGGAGGAGGGACCAAAGGUGGCGGCUGCAGGUACUGUGGCUGAGUGUGCCGAGGAGUUAGACGCGGUGGGGGAUGGUGCUCCGCACGUGGGAUCAGCCAAGUCAGAGGACCUUGACGGGACGCCAGCUCCACAAGGCUCAGAGGCAGGUAGACAUGCGGGGGCAGUAGAGGCGUCGGACGCAUCAGAAGGACCAGAGGCAGCAGAACGGAUGGAGGCAGUCGAGGCAAUGGAGAGCAGUCCGGGCUUGGUGGGCGAUCCAGUUAGCGUGACCGCUGCUAAGGACGCGCUGCAUUGUGAAGGCGAAUUGGUGGUUGAGGAGGAGGAGGAGGAGGAGGAGGAGGAGGAGGAGGAGGAGGAGGAGGAGGAGGAGGAGGAGGAGGAGGAGGAGGAGAAAGAGGAGGAAGAGGAGGGGAAGAUGCAAGAAGAGGAACAAACAGAGAAGGAAGAGGAGGCAAGGAAGGAUGCAGGGGUGGAAGAGGAGAGGGAAGUGAGGGAGGAACGGGAAGAAAGCGAUGAGAAGGGAAUGCAAGUGAGUGAUAACGUGAUGAAGGACAGUACGGAAAGAGCAGCGGGGCAGCACAGGGACGUCACUGGGGGAGAAGAAGCGUUGCCUUCUAGGGCGCAGGGUGCGAAACCGGACGAGGUGGGAUCAACCCCGAGCUUCAAGAGAGAUGAAACAAGCAUCCAUGGUUCUGGCAUUGAUACAGAGGAGCAAACCUUCCACGGCUUUCCAAUAGCCAGGGAGGAGGCAACCGUGCACGGUCUCCGGGUGCUCCGCAGCAGCAGUAGGGUAGCGGCCAGUGCAAGGAAGGCCCCUGCUGCUAGUGCCAGCAAAGCAACACGCAGCCGGACAAGGGGCGGAGGCCGAGCUAAGAACGCGGGCAGUAUGGAGGUUGCUAGUGCUGCUCGGACUGGCAGGAGAAGGGGCCGAGGACAGAUUGCGACUGAUAUGGUGCGAGAGGCUGGGGCUCUUACCUUCGCUGCAGCAGGAGAUCUGAUAGAGGAGGCGGGUGGGAACAAAGCUGACGCUGCUGUGGAGGGUGUUGAGCCGGCUCAAAAGUCGCCGGAUGCUGCUGUGGGGGUUUCCGAAACGAUUCUUAAGUCGCGUGAUGCUGCUGUGGGAGAAGGACCAUGUGAGGAUGCUGAGGAGGUGGUGGGAAUGGGAGAGACGGUGAAGGAGGCUGAGCAGGAGGCGGAGCAGGAGGAGGAGCAGGAGGCGGAGCAGGAGGAGGAGCAGGAGGCGGAGCAGGAGGCGGAGCAGGAGGCGGAGCAGGAGGCGGAGCAGGAGGCGGAGCAGGAGGCGGAGCAGGAGGCGGAGCAGGAGGCGGAGCAGGAGGCGGAGCAGGAGGCGAAGAAGGAGGCGGAGCAGGAGGCGGAGCAGGAGGCGGAGCAGGAGGCGGAGCAGGAGGCGGAGCAGGAGGCGAAGAAGGACGAGAGGGAGGAGGCGAGUCAGGUAAGCUGUGAGGAGAAUGACGAGCCAGCGUUAAGGACGAAGGCUGAAGCUCAAAUGGAUAGCAAAGCUGCCGCUGACAGUGACGAUGUGAAUGGUGAAGAGCAGGCAGGAGAGGCGAAGGAAGGUGCUGCAGACAGGAGACACUGUGUGCUGGCUCGGCUUAGGGCGCAGGGUGCUGCUGCUGCUUUCGGGGGCACUGCCUUUGGCAGGGGCGUGGUUGAGGGAGCGAAGAGCAGGGCGGAGGGGGAUGAGAUUCUGCAGCAGCUGCGAAAUAACGGCAGGAUGAAGAGACUGAGAGGGGCAGGGGGUGUGGCGGGAGGAGGGGGAGGGUUUCUGGCGGAGUUGAGAAGCGCUCUGGCACGGCAUGGCGUGAGUGAGGAGCGGGAGGAUAGGGAAGAGGCGGUGGGGGGGAGGGAGGGAGAAGGGAUGGGAAUGGAGAGCAAAGUAGAGGAAGAGAGGGAAGCUGGGCAUGUAGUGAUGAUGAGCGAAGUGGGAGGGGCGGUUUCGAGUGAUAGGAGCCUCAGUUUGGGUAUAGGUGAGGCUGGGAAGGAAGAGGUUCAAGCACCCGAGGGGCAAAGUCUUGACGAGGAGAAAGAGAUGAUGGCAGAUCCGGAGCUUGAUGCUGAUGUGGAUGAGGAGGAAAUGGAGGAUGAGGAUGAGGAUGAGGGAGGCAAGGAAGACGAGCAGGGGGAAGAGGCUCUCGCACAGGCUUGUGGUGACGACGUGGGAGAUGGGGACGAGAGGGAAGAGGAGCAGGAGGAGGGGGGUGAGGAGGAAAUGGAGGAGGAAGAGGAGGAGGGCGAGGACGAGGAGGAAGCAGAGGAGGAAGAGGAGAUAGAGUGGAUGGAUGGUCAGUGCGUGGUAGGAGAAGCAGAUAGGUGUGCAGGUGAGGAGUUACAGCAGCAAGGGCGAGAAUGUGCUGUAAUGGGCGACACCGAGGAAGGGGAGACGGAAGAGGAGGAAGAGGAGGAAAAGGCGGAAGCGGAGGAACAUCAGGAAGUGGAGGAGGAAGAGGAGGAACAAGACAAGGAGCAAGGAGGUGAGGCUGUAGAUGAAGAAGGCAAGGGGCAGGAGCUAGGGGGGAUUGCAGAGAGGAAGAGUAGUGAGGAAGCAGACGAGGAGAAACAAUGUGAGUUGAGAGCUUGCAGUGAUGCUGCUGCUGAUGCUAGCACCCCUCAAACUGCAGCUGAGGCGAAGGAUGAUCAAGGCCCCACAGCCCCAGGGGGGUUCAAUCCAAGCACAAUCAGGUCCGCAGUGCUGAGGGCCCCAGUCAGCACUCCACAAGGUUCCACCUCAGGACUCGAAACCCCGGCCUUAGAACCAGCUGUUCGUUGCGCCUCGCUGGUUGGAAGCUCGGCUGCAUGGACAGCACAAGCAGGCUCGGCAGCACGGUCAACACAAGCAGGGUCAGCAUCAGCAGUCCCUUCUGCAGCAGCAUCCAGGAUUGUGGGGCAAGGGGGGAGGAUGGUAGGCGCCUCUCGGAUUCUGGGAGGGGGGCUGCUUUCUGGUGGGGUGACAAGAGCUAUUGGUGCUGGUAGUGCAGCUGGUAGUGCUGUGGGGGUCAGCGAUGGAAGGAGUGUGGUGGCUGGUGCAGGGAGCAAUGUAGCAGGAGGAGCAGGAGCAGUGGGAGGAGCAGCGGGGUCAACGGUAGCAGCGGCGGGAGCAGUGGUAGGAUCGCGUUUUGCAACGUCAACCACUUCGUUUGUGUCGCUGAUAAUGAAAGCCCAGCCGGCCCCACCCCCUCCUGCCUCGGGGAAGCAGAACGUUCAAGUGAAAGCACUAGCAGCAGCUGAGGCAGCAAGGCUGGAAGCAGAGCAGAAGGCGGAGGAGAGGAGGCAGAGACGGCUUGCCUUGGAGAAACGGCGGGAGGACCGAGGGAAGGCAAAAGCAGAAGGAAAAGAGAGCGUUUCAGAGGCAGCAACGGGUGUGGCACGGAGGAAGGGGCUGGAACGAGGGGUAGCAGUUGCAGACGUCCCCCCUGCAACGCCCAAAGGCUCUGGUGGAGUGCGUGUGGGGGUUACUGAUGCAGCAGAAGCACGUGGAACGGGUGUUAAGACGAGAUCUGGCAGGAAGGUGGAAGUGGGGAUGACUGAACGGGAGGGCGUUCAAGGGAAGAUGCAGAAAGCGAUGCAGUCUAGGAAGGAGAUGGAGGAGGAGAAGGCGAGGAGGUUGGAGGAGGCGCGGGAGAAGGAGGGGGAGGAGAGGAGGAGGAAGGACGAGGAGCGGGUGGUGAGGAAGAGGGAGAGGGAGGAGAUGGAGAGGGCGAAGGUGGAGGAGAAGAGGAAGCGAGUGGAGGAGGUGGCAAAGGCGAAAAAGGAGAUGGAGGAGAAGUCGAGGCAAGAUCUCCUGGAGAAGGAGAGAAUCAGGAAAGCCAAGGAAGAGGAAGAGAGGGCCAAGAAGGCAGCAGAGGAGGAUGCAAAGCGGCAGAAGCGGGCAGAGCGGGAGAAGGAGGCAGAGAGGCGGAGGAAGGAGGAGGAGCAGCAGAAAGCCGCGAAGCUGGCUGAGAAAGAAGCGGAGAGGAAGAGGCGGGAGGAGGCAGCAGAGGCAGAGAAAAAACGGAAAGAGGAACUGGCUGUGCAGCACAGGAGGGAGCACGAGGAGAUGGAGAUGCGGAGGAUGCAAGAGGCCAGGAAAGGGGGCACUAGCAGCAUGGAUGAUAGGCGGAACAGUGCCAGGCCCAGUGGGGUGAACAGUGGCAAUACGGCCGGCAAUUCUCGUCUCACUUCCGGGACUGCAGGGCUGCUUAGCACAGGGAUCAGUACCAUGGGUAACAGUGGCACCAGCAUGGUUAGUUCCAGCUGGGAAGAUGGAAAGGGCGGCGUACGUUGGAGCGACGUGAGAUCGGGCGGCACAGGAGCCAUGUCGGUCGGCGCUGGAUCAGGAGCGGGCGGCGGGUUUGCCAUGGGGCCUCCUCCCUCCAAGUUCACCAUGUGUGGAGGUAUUGGAGGAGCAGGAGCAGCAGGAACAGCAGGAGGGGAGGGGAUGAUGUUUCGGUCUCGACUCACAGAGACUCUCACAGGGAGGGUGGGUGAGGAUGGUAAAGGCCGUGAUGGGGGAGGGGCAAAGAGCCUCGCCGGUGGUAGUGGUGGUGCUGCCAAGACUGGGGUUGGUAACAGCAGCAGUGGUACUACCAGCAUUGGUAAGCCUUCAACUUCCACUUCUCUCGUCGCUCCUGUGCCUGCCAAUCCUGCCCCUUCGUCUGCUGGUGCUGCUGCUGCCUCUGGUGCUGCUGGUGCUACUGCCUCUGCUGCUGCUGCUGCCUCAUCUGCAGUUGGUUCUACCACCCCUGCAGCUGCAGCAGUUUCCUCCCUGCCUAGGCCCUCGGCAACCCCUCAGGCAUCUAAGAGCGUUGCUCGUCUGAGGGAGUGGACCACAGAGAAGGCUGGAGCUGCAGCCAAGGCAGGAACGCAGGGGAACGGAGGGAAGGCGGCAACUAGUGGCGCAUCUGCUGGGCUCGGGAGUAGGACAAGAGCAGGAGGAGCUGGAGCAGUGACAGCUGCAAAGGAAAAUGCUACUGCAAGUGCAGCUGGUCGAGCUGGUGGAGCGGGAUUGGAAUCCCGGAUUCCUGGGUCCGGCAGAGUCAACGAAGCAAGGGCGCAAUUCGAUUCGAAGCAGAGCCAACAGCACCAGAAGCAGCAGCAGGAGCGGGAACGUCAGGAGACGAGUUUCAGCAAACAGAGAAUCCUCAGAAGCGCUUCCAAAGCACGCCCUGCUGCUGCCGUUAGCGCUAGCAAUGGGAGUAAACUUAACCCCGGUACCAAGGUGGCUGCUGCUGGUUGCAGAGUGGCUACUUCAACUCAACCGGGCAUAACACGCGGCUCGGUUAAGCAAGCAGCUAAGGAGAUUGCGACCAAGCUCUUGUCACCUCCUCCUUCCUCCUCCACCAGAUUCCGCACAGCAGGGACAUCUCACACUGCCGAAAUAAGCACCCCAGCUUCCUGUACUGUCACUGCAGCACCUCCCGUUACAGUCACCCCUCCACACAGCCACAGCUCGCCUCCCAGUGCAUCUGCCCCCGUAUUACCAGCCCCAGGCGGCCAAUCAGGGAUGCGGUUACCGAGUAACCUCGACCAUGUUAUGUUAUCUCCUUCAGUCACUCCCAGGAGGACCAAGAGGAAGCUUGCGCCUGGAGCUGGGACCACUGCAGCAGCAGCGGCAGCAGAGGGCAUACGGUCGUGCAAUGUGAAUGCGCAGGUGCAGAAGCAGCAUGGGGUGGACCCAGAUACCGUCUUCCCCAGCUGCACCCGGACUGUCAGCUUGAGAGAAGGUCAGUUGAGAGGUGCUGGGGACUGGAUUAAUGGGUGCGGGUGCUUGGGUGAAAAGUAG
Messenger RNA from Closterium sp. Naga37s-1, 8481 nucleotides. NCBI's taxonomy places the organism in Eukaryota, Viridiplantae, Streptophyta, Zygnematophyceae, Desmidiales, Closteriaceae. The record is from the annotation of a GenBank genome assembly.